AUGGCCUCCGCACAGCAAAAGGGUCGCGUUCUCCUCGCAUACUCGGGUGGAUUGGACACCUCGUGUAUCCUGGCAUGGCUCAUCGAGGAAGGCUACGAAGUCUACGCGUUCAUGGGUGAUGUCGGACAGGAAGAGGAUUUUGUAGCUGCUGAGAAAAAGGCUCUCGCCGUUGGCGCGAAGAAGUUCUUCCUGGCGGAUCUCAAACGCGAGUUCGUUGAGGAGCUCAUCUAUCCAGCUGUCCAGGCCAACUGCAUCUACGAGAACGUCUACCUCCUCGGUACCUCGCUCGCUCGCCCAGUCAUCGCCCGUGGUAUGAUCGCGAUCGCUGACAAGGAGGGAUGCGACUUCGUCUCGCACGGUUGCACGGGCAAGGGCAAUGACCAGGUCCGCUUCGAGCUCGCCUUCUACGGCCUCAAGCCCGACAUCAAGGUCAUCGCACCCUGGCGUAUUCCUGAGUUCUACAACCGCUUCGCCGGCCGCGGGCACCUGCUCGCCUACGCCGCCGAAAAGCAGAUCCCCGUCCAACAAACCGCCGCCAAGCCCUGGUCGACCGACGAAAACCUCUUCCACAUCUCGUACGAAGCCGGCAUCCUCGAAGAUCCCAACACCACUCCCCCAGCAGACAUGUGGAAGCUCACCGCCUCACCCGAGUCCGCCCCCGAGACGCCCGAGCAGAUCUCGAUCGAGUUCAAGCGCGGCAUCCCCGUCAAAGUGACCGCAGGCGGGAAAGACACGACCGACGCCGUGGAGGUCUUCCUCACGCUCAACGCGCUCGCGCGCAAGCACGGCAUCGGGCGCAUCGACAUCGUCGAGAACCGCUUCAUCGGCGUGAAGAGCCGCGGGUGCUACGAGUCCCCCGCCGCGACGAUCCUCCGCGUCGCGCAUAUGGACCUCGAGGGCCUCACGCUCGAUCGCAACGUGCGCUCGCUGCGCGACCAGUUUGUCACAGUCGAGCUGAGCCGCAUCUUGUACAACGGCCACUUCUUCACGCCCGAGCGCGAGUUCGUGACGAGCGCUAUCCCCGCGAGCCAGCGGACCGUGAACGGUGUAGUGCGCUUGAAGCUGUACAAGGGCAACGUCGUCGUCGAGGGCCGGUACUCCGACGAGGGCUUGUACGACGAGAAGUUCUCGUCAAUGGACGAGCUCGGCGGGUUCGAGCCUACCGACACCACGGGCUUCAUCCAGAUCGAGAGCAUCCGGAUCAAGAAGUGGGCCCAGGCCAACAUCCGUCGAGGCCAAGCCGGCGUCGAGCCCAAGGACGUGUACGGCACGCGCGUCUGA
Coniophora puteana RWD-64-598 SS2 is the source of this 1281-nucleotide messenger RNA. RefSeq names its product argininosuccinate synthetase. The transcript has 9 exons. Bases 1 to 1281 code for a protein of 426 amino acids. Lineage: Eukaryota; Fungi; Basidiomycota; Agaricomycetes; Boletales; Coniophoraceae. Gene Ontology annotation, molecular function: argininosuccinate synthase activity; ATP binding. Gene Ontology annotation, cellular component: cytoplasm. The record is from RefSeq and is a predicted model, not a curated record. Gene Ontology annotation, biological process: urea cycle; L-arginine biosynthetic process.